Neohortaea acidophila is the source of this 725-nucleotide messenger RNA. RefSeq lists its product as uncharacterized. The record is from RefSeq and is a predicted model, not a curated record. The transcript has 2 exons. Lineage: Eukaryota; Fungi; Ascomycota; Dothideomycetes; Mycosphaerellales; Teratosphaeriaceae. Bases 136 to 723 code for a protein of 195 amino acids.
GGAGGGGCCGUGCAUUCGGUGUUACAAGUGAGUUUUGUAUGGACUGGUCUACACUCACUUCUCGCUCAUUGCUUUUCUGCCUCUGCGACAUCUCCCUCUUCCUCUUCAUCGCAUCUACCAAUAUCAUCCAGCAACAUGGCCGACCAAAACACGAACAGCGAUCGCAGCGCCGACAACAGCAACAACAACGACAAGCCCGCAACAUGGGAAAUGCGCGAGAGACGACUCCCGCCCCGCGUACGCAUCGAAUCAGAAACCAUCGACAUGAUCCGACGCGUGGCUGGCGAUCCCGCGGAAGUGAAGCGAGCGCAAGACUCCCUCGCGGAAGCGAUGCCACAGAUCAUGGCGCAGAUGGAGGAAUAUAGAGAGAGAGCGAGGGCAGAAGCAGAGCGCAGGGAACAGGCGCGGAUUGAGCAUGAGAGGCAGAUGGAGAGGGAGAUGGUGCUUCGAGCGAUGCCUCAGACCGAUUUGGCGUGCUUGCUGUGUCAACUCGACGACACCAUCACGUACGCCGACAAGAGGAUCACGUACACGCACACAGAGCUGAACAGGCAUCUUUCUGGCACGACACACCGGCGUGAAAUGCAACUGCGUCGUGCGUUCCGCAUCGACGAGGACGACGAGGAGCGAGCGCAGUGUCCGAUUUGCAAAGAGAACAUCCAAGGGGCUGACGCUUUCGUUGCGCAUUGUGAAGAGGAGCAUCCGGAGCAGAUUGAGUUUUGAGU